Molecule: messenger RNA, 3756 nt
Organism: Sabethes cyaneus
Lineage: Eukaryota; Metazoa; Arthropoda; Insecta; Diptera; Culicidae
Gene: Strump
Product: WASH complex subunit 5
Exons: 6
Coding region: 79-3588 (1169 amino acids)
Biological process (GO): actin filament polymerization; endosome organization; regulation of actin nucleation
Cellular component (GO): endosome; WASH complex
Source: RefSeq, a predicted model, not a curated record
GUUGAACGAAAUAAACGAAAACAUUUAUUAGCGGAAGUCUGCCUAUCGGCUGUAAAGUGCUGGACACUGAUUGGAAAAAUGGCAGCAGAAUUUCUCGCGGAAAAUAAUGUUUGCGGCCAAACUAUUCUUCAGAUUGUAUCUGAAGGCAAUACUAUAAUUUGUGAGCUGUUACGAUUAAAGGAGUUUAUACCGGAGGUGUUUUGUUUAAAGACUAAAGAUGAACAGCAGCGAUACGGCGAGCUUAUUAUGGACUUCAGCUACUUUCAAAUCGCCGACGCACAGGAAGCAAAAAUUGAAGCAGAUGAUAAGCUUCAAUACUUGGACGAGGAGAUUCGGGACAAUUAUCUUGUCAUUUUGAAUCGAUUUUAUAUUGUAUUUGAGAGCAUUCAUAAAUAUAUCAAAGAGUUGAAUACUUUCAUAGAGGAAUUAAAUGCGGGUAUGUUUAUUCAGCAGUCAAUGGAAAAAGUUUUUCAAGACGGAGAAGGCAAACAAUUACUGUGCGAAGCGCUUUACCUAUACGGUGUGAUGCUGCUAGUGGUAGACCAACAAAUUCCGGGUAUUGUGCGUGAACGGUUACUUGUGUCCUAUCACAGAUAUAGUGCAUUGAAAACGGACGGCGAUAGUAACAUUGACGAAAUUUGCAAAUUACUUCGCUCUACUGGUUUUAACGACGGGAGCGCCAACAAAAAAAUGAUUUUGAACUAUCCAGAAGAUUAUUUCAGCAGGAUACCGAUAAAUUCUACCUACGUGGAAAUGGUCAUUGGAAGGCUUCGCUCGGAUGAUGUCUAUAAUCAGAUAGCGGUUUAUCCUCUGCCAGAGCAUCGCUCGAUCGCACUGGCUAACCAAGCUGGAAUGCUUUAUGUUUGCUUAUUUUUCGCUACAAAUACAUUACACAAUCAAGCGGCUCGAAUGCGAGAAAUCGUAGAUAAGUUUUUCUCGGACAACUGGAUAGUUUCUUUCUAUAUGGGAAUAACAGUCAAUUUGCUAAACUCGUGGGACUGCUUUAAGGCAGCUAAAUCUGCGUUACUCAACACAUUCGAUACUAAUAAUUUGAAAGAGAUUUGUGCCAAACAGAAGCGCUCAAUGGACACGUUGCUUGGUCGGACGAAAAACAUUCUGAAAGAGGGCAAUCUAACGGAGCAAAAACUACUGGACAAUAUUCCGAAAGUUACUGCUUUAAUUCGCGAAUGCAACAUAACCGUACGCUGGGUAAUGCUGCAUACUGGACAGCCAGUAAUCGAAUAUGGCAGUCCGAGUUCACUGAAAAAGUGUCAACAGGUAAAGACACUGAUCGAAAGUGAUAUCGAUUUCAAAGGAAUUGAAUUUUUUGAAUUACUUUUGAAUACGGCCCAAUUGGAAGUACGAAUAAGAGAAAUUUUUAAAACAAUUCUAGACGAGCGAAUUCAAAGGUGGGAUAGUUUCAAACAAGAAGCUUGUGAGCGGAUACAGGAUUUAGCGGAUGCUUAUUCAGGCGUGAAACCAAUCGGUAAAAUGAAGAAGAAUGAUAGUCUGAGCAAAUGGUUUUUGAACAUUCAAAAAGAAAUUGCCGGCCUCAGCAAUGAACCAGCGCGUUUGAGCGUAUCAGGACGUAAUAUAAUUCAGUUGAUUCAAGCUUUAGAAGAAGUCCAAGACUUUCACGAUCUCAACAAAAACAUGCAAGUGAAGCAGAAUAUGCUCGAAACUCGACAAUACCUGCAUCAAAUGUUUCACACCAUUAGCAUCAGAGAGGAUGAUCUCAUCAAUCUUCAGCUGAUUGGUGAUUUCAGCUAUGCCUGGAGACUUAUUGACAGCUACGCUCCAAUGAUGCAGGAAAACAUUAAAAAGCAGCCUGGAUUGGUUAUAAAACUCAGAUCAACCUUUCUUAAGUUGGCUUCUGCCCUAGAAAUCCCUCUACUUCGGCUUAACCAAGCAGAAAGUGAAGAUCUAAUGGAUGUUUCCAAAUAUUACAGCAACGAAUUAGCAAAUUUUGUCCGCAAAGUAGUUCAAAUAAUUCCGGAGACUAUGUUCUCGAUUCUUGCUCAAAUAGUUGAUUUACAAACCAACGUUAUCAAGCAGAUUCCCAUGCGAUUGGAAAAGGAAAAAAUGAAAGAGUAUGCGCAGUUGGAUGAAAGAUUUAUGAUUGCAAAGUUGACAUACUCGGUGUCCACCUUUACCGAAGGAAUAUUGGCAAUGAAAACUACAUUAGUCGGGGUUGUCGAGCUGGAUCCUAAGCAACUGCUGGAGGAUGGCAUACGGAAAGAGUUUGUGAAAAAUGUUUCGGAUGCAUUUCACAAAACACUCGUUUUCAAUCCCAAAGCAAAAGAGUCCGAACUAGAGUCGAAAUUAGCGACAUUGCAUAAAAUAAUGGAUGGUUAUAAAAGGUCAUUCGAGUACAUUCAGGACUAUUUGAACAUUCAUUGCCUUCGCGUGUGGAAUGAGGAGAUGCAACGGAUUAUAAAUUACAACGUUCAGCGCGAGUGUAACCCGUUCAUAAGAAGUAAAGUUCAAGAAUGGAACUCAGAAUAUCAAAGCACUACCAUUCCGAUUCCGAACUAUGAACCCGUUGACAUGGCUUCAGUAACGUUUGUAGGCCGCCUAGCCCGAGAGAUACUAAGAAUUACCGAUCCCAAAACGACCACAUAUAUUGACAUAUGCGCUACUUGGUAUGAUCAAAAGACUCACAAAAGCAUUUUAACGAACAAGUUUGCAAAUCGCGUAAAUGAGACUUGUGGACCUGCGGGACUGGUUGGCCUAAAUAGGUUGUACUCAUUUCUUGUAACAAAUGAGCUGGAAAACUUCCUAAUGACCGUACAGCGUAAGCUGCAGCACGAAACGACUUGGUACGAUGCGCUAAGUACUGUUGAAGCCGAAUUGCAGAAAGCUGAUUUCGUGGAAAAUCCCGCAAAAACCUACACAAAUUUGACUUCCAAUUUUACGCGAAUUUGGCCUCAAUUGCAAGACUGGAUUUUAAAAAUUGGUCAGAAGCAAAUUCUUCGUAGGCAUAUCGCUUCCGAGUUGAACUGCAGUUGCAAACUGAAAUCCACUAAGCUGGAGUCAUCACUGCGUGCUAUGAACGAUGCCAUCCUAUUGGAUAUCAAGCGGCACACUCUGGACGAGUCCAAACCACUGCCCAGCGCAGAUAUGGUAUUCGAACUGAACGAGUACUUGGAAUAUGCAGGCCUCUAUAAUCCAUUCCGAAAGAAGUACAUCAGCACAAAAAGUCCUGUGUAUUUACCACUGCUGGUGUUUCUGUUCGUAAUAGUUCAUUUACCCCGUUUUCAGUACAUGAAAAAUGUCGAUAGUCUGAUAGCAAAGAAGAAAAAUGAUGCCAUCGAUGGAUUUCCCACGAUAAUGGGGCUGUUGACCAUUUUUCGACAAUUUCAGAAUGGCGAGAUGGACCUUUUCGUACAGUAUACCUGCCAAUAUGUUACAUCAUUAGUGGAUGUUAAUUUAAAAUAUAAACAGGAAAUUUGUCAAGAGGCAGUAACGGCCUUGCGUUUUCUGGAAAUAUUUACUCGCGUUGCUGAGAUUCCCCGCAAACAGCUGGAGCAGUACAUUCCCGAGUCAGUUUUGAACCAAUACGACUUUUUAUCCGGAGGAAAGUCUUGACAAGAUUGGUGGUGCUUUGGUCAUUAAUUUUUUAGAUUUUGAAAAUGAUGAGUGCUCAAAAAUUGUUUGGGGAUAGAACGAAUAUGAUGUGAUAUUAAAUUUCUCAUUUGACUAUGUUGAUUUAAAAUCAAAAUACAUAAAUAAAGAAGGAAAUAUUAUUAAUGGGUA